AUGAUGAUUUAUAUCUGGGCGGUGGCUAUAAUAGUAGCGCUAGUGCUGUAUGCACGGCAGAUGCACUCGAAAUUCUUGAAGGCCGGUGUCAAUCAUCUUCCAGUGGUCCCUUUCCUUGGCAACACGGCCCGCAUAAUUUUGAAACGAGAUAAUGUUAUAAACCGACUAACAGAAUUGUAUCAGACUUAUCCUGAUGAUACGAUUGUUGGAUUUUAUGAGAUGAUGAAUCCAUUGCUGAUUAUCAAAGAUGCCGAUCUAUUGAGAAAAAUUACCGUUAAGGAUUUCGAGUACUUCGUGAAUAGACGCGGCUUGGGAGAGGAUUUACAAGAUCCAUUAUUUGGAAGAAAUUUGUUGCUUUUAAAAGGUGAAGAAUGGAAAGCGAUGCGAUCCACCCUAAGUCCUGCGUUUACAAGUUCAAAAAUACGAUUAAUGGUUCCUCUGAUGGUAGAAGUUGGAGACCACAUGAUCAAAUCCUUAAUAAGGAAAAUCGAAGAAUCUGCAGAAAACUACAUUGACAUAGAAUGCAAAGACAUGGCUACACGGUAUUCUAACGAUGUUAUCGCUUCGUGUGCGUUCGGUUUGAGAGUAGAUUCGCUGGAUGAAGAUAACCAGUUCUACGAAUCUUGCAGAAAAAUCACCACAUUUAACUUCAAACGCAUCUUAAAAUUGUUAGUAUUUAGAUCGUUUCCAAAAUUAAUGAAGACAUUGAAAAUAAACUUGUUUCCAAAUUCAUUGAGUGAAUUUUUCAAGAAACUAGUACUCCGUACGAUGAAACAACGUGAAGAGCAGCAUAUAAUACGAAAUGACAUGAUACAACUUCUUAUGGAAGCAAAAAAAGGAACUUUGUCUCAUGACAGUAAAGAUACUAAAGUUGAUGCUGGUUUCGCAACGGUUGAAGAAUCUGCAGUUGGAAGAAAGAAAGUUUAUAAAGACUGGACAGAUGUUGAACUUGCGGCACAAGCUGUUCUUUUCCUCUUCGCCGGCUUUGAAACAAUAUCAACGGUGCUGGCAUUUGCUUUGUAUGAGCUGGCCCUGAACACGGAUGUUCAAGAACGUUUAUUUCAAGAAAUUAAAGAAAACGACUCUAAAAACGAAAACAGUGAGACAUCAAUUGAUUAUGACACAAUACAGCGUAUGAAAUACUUGGAUAUGACUGUUUCAGAAGUUCUUCGUCUUUGGCCUCCUGCACCAGUCGUGGAUAGGUUAUGUGGUAAAGAUUAUGUUAUGGGAAAACCAAAUAGUAAAGCAACACAAGACUAUAUCAUUCGCAAGGGCGAAGCGCUACAAAUUCCAAUUUGGGCUUUUCAUCGUGACCCAAGAUACUUUCCUGAUCCCGAGAAAUUCGACCCGGAGCGAUUUUCAGAGGAAAAUAAACACAAGAUCCAACCCUUUUCUUAUAUGCCUUUUGGUCUGGGUCCGAGGAACUGUAUUGGUUCAAGAUUCGCAUUAUGUGAAAUAAAAGUUGUGCUUUAUCAGUUAUUACGGCACAUAGAAGUAUCUCCGUGCGAGAAAACUCCAAUUCCCGGGAAACUACGACCAGACAGCUUUCAAAUGAGGCUGCAAGGAGGACACUGGGUUCGAAUGAGAGUCCGGCAAUAA
Molecule: messenger RNA, 1599 nt
Organism: Parnassius mnemosyne (clouded apollo)
Lineage: Eukaryota; Metazoa; Arthropoda; Insecta; Lepidoptera; Papilionidae
Source: the annotation of a GenBank genome assembly